AAGUGGAAGCUGUACUUCUGCACAGCGUGGGAUAUUAAUGAUACCGAAUCCCCAGGAAGCUCAGCGCUAUAGCACCGAAGCAGAUCACAUGGUCAGAUGGCUCCAACUAAUUGUGUGCCAAGACAUUUGUUCCUCUGCUUCGGAGUGUUUACUUUACCUCACCGAAGCUGCACAGCUUCCCUACGCGUCUUUGCACACUCGUGUUUUUCCUUUCCAUCAAAUUGCUCGCGACAUACUUUUCUUAAAGCCUCCAUCUCACGAGAUAUCUGAUCGCCUUAAUUACGCGACGUGUUGCAUAAAAACUCCGCAUCAUGCCUUCCUGGUUGAACACGCAUCGCAAAGCCGACCUCGAGGAUCUUGCCGGCCAAGCUGGAAUUGACGACGUCUCUGAUCUUCGCAAAGUCGAAAUCGUCGCUCUUCUUGAAGAAAGAUUGACAAAUCACGCGUCAGAGUACUCUCAGCUUCCAGUCUUCGAAGGCUACUAUGCCCGCAAAGGUUCUCCCACCAAGCGAGAGAUGGGUUCCACUCCUGCUGCCGAGCUAGAUGUGACAAAAUCUGUCACUCGCAGACGCGCCACCCAGAUCAAGGGUGAAUCAGACGCUGAGCCAGUCUCCUCACCCACUGCAGCUACUGGCAGGCGCGCUGCUCGCGCCGCAGUCGUGCGAACUCCGGCCAGAGUUGAGGCUCCCAGGAUCGAGGCUGCCAUAUUCGACGCUCCCAGGAUUGAGGAAUCAAUCUUUGAUGCCCCUACAGUUGGAGGCGCAAUGAUCGAGGAUACUUCACUUCUCAGCCCUCCGCGUAUGCCAUUGCCUCCUUCACCGGCUGUCGUGACAGAUGCCAUCGAGGAGCAAACUGCUCGUAUCUCAGAGGGCGUGAAUAAGCUCUGGAACGCGUCGCACAUCAUGGACAUGCUCUACGAUGCUCGUGUUGGUUUGUCUUCUGUCACCGGUGUUCACACCACAAUUUUCCUCCUCGAAUUUGCCGCCCUCCACUACGCAACCGUUCCGCGUAAUUUCGCAUUCGAUGUUCCAAGUCUAUUCGGAUUCCCCGGCUUUGCGGUGUUCUUACCUGAUCUGUUUGUGUUGCUUACUCAUCACUACUGGGCUCCUUCUUUGCUGUGGGCUACCAUGAACUUCUGGGCCCCACUUGCCAUGGGCUGGUUGUUCAACCUCUCUCUUAAGCUUAAGAAGAAGGAUGGGUACGAAGACUACAGACCCAAGUACCGCAUUGACCCUCUCAUGUUUAGUAUUGCUAAGGCUCUGAUGUCAUGGAUGGUAUAUUCUCAAGGCAACAGGCUCUAUGGAACCUUCGCCGACGAGACGGUCAAGACUGUCGAAACUGCCAUGCCCUAUGGCUACAGUGGCAGCAUGGUUGCAGCGUACAUCGGUAUUGCAACAAGCAUCUGGGAUGGCAUCCAGAAUAAGAAGUGAUCAACAGAGUGUAACUGAUGACACUCCCUGGACACAACUCGGACUUGGAGACGUUCGUGUGUUUCUACAGCUCGGAACUUCUUGGUAUGGUCAUGGAAGGCAGAAGACUGCACACUGGGACAUAAAGCAGCGCUAGCACGUUGGUGAAUUGAGAUCGUUGUUUAUAUGGUUGUUCAGGAAGAUUUGGCUGGCGUUACUCGGAUUUUGGGGGGCUACUUCUUCGAGUAGAUGGAUUGCGCAUGUUUGUUUACUGUGGGCUACAACCCUGUACAGCCGUUAUUAGCUAUCUCUCCAUAACACACGAUACAAUCGAACAAAUGCACAAUCGACUCAGCG
Molecule: messenger RNA, 1766 nt
Organism: Aureobasidium pullulans EXF-150
Lineage: Eukaryota; Fungi; Ascomycota; Dothideomycetes; Dothideales; Saccotheciaceae
Exons: 3
Coding region: 312-1430 (372 amino acids)
Cellular component (GO): membrane
Source: RefSeq, a predicted model, not a curated record